GUUGUAGUAAUUAGCUUAAUUAGCAGUCAACACUUAAAGCUAAGGAACCACAGGUUAAAAGCCUUUCACCUGCUCCUUGCGUCAACUUUUUCACAGUUAGUUCCCUUUGUCACCACAAAGGAAUUUAGCCCUGGUAGCAAUCUGUUUACUAAAGAGGUAAAAUGAGUUGCUUUGAUGACCAGAGGCUGGGAGCGAAAGCUUCCAAUGAGCCAACCGACACAGUCCUGCAGAAUGUGGUCGCUUGUCUCAUCCUAGACUCCGUAGAGGAUAGGAAUAACCUUGAUGGUUAUGAAGCUACCUGCGAUGAGAUACUCCAGGAUCUAUUAUCUUACAUUGCACAGCCGUCGUGGAUGCUAAAAGCUUCCAUACAAGGCUUGCUUGGUCAAUUGGUGCUCAUCUAUCAGAGCAGAGCCCAUUGGCAACGCGCUGUCCUCCAAGCACAGCUCGCACAGCUGCAGAACACCUAUGAAGCUGAGCAGCGCAAAACGUCGUGGCUUAGACAGAGAGUCCAAGCCAGGCGUGAUGAGAUCUCUUGGUUAGAGGAGAGCCGUGAGGAUCUGUCGGCACAGCUCCGGUGUGCCGAGCAAAGAACAGCGUUCUAUUCUCCUCCUCCUUGGUCUCCUCACAGUCAGAGACGCCAUUCUUCUUCUCUGCCACCUCGGCGAGGAACCCACUUGUCUUCUUCCCAGAGAAGAGACCGUUCAUCAUCCUCUUUUCCUCCUCCCCCUCGGAGGACAGAGUACCACUCCCCUGCCAAAAGGGGGAGGGGUGUCUUGCAACAUCAGAGAAACACAGGUAGAAUCAGAGUUCCGUCCACUGCCAAACGGUACGAGCCACAAAGCUCGCCGUCCCGCUUUGAUCAGACUCCGUCCCCACUGCCAAAGGGGAGGAGCUGUCCUCAACUGAGUGACUAUGAUUCUUAUGAUGUUUCUAACGGCCACCGCCGGCUCCAAAAACAUGAUCUGAGCACCCGCCAGAUCGAACCUUGGCUGCAUGAUACUCUCCGACCCCGAAAGAGUGUCCAGUUUGACCCCACGGAAUGGGUAAGUAAACUGACACCUUCGCAUGUCCAAGAAUCACGUGAUUCUGCCCUGGACCCUGGGCCUGACCCUCCUACCACAUCCAACGGUCCAGCCGACCUGGAGGAAUCUACUUGGCGCCCCUCCCGCCUACAGUCACUUUGGUCUACUCAGAGACCACGGCUAGCAGCCUAG
Sander lucioperca (pikeperch) is the source of this 1214-nucleotide messenger RNA. Its product is annotated as serine/arginine repetitive matrix protein 1-like. Bases 162 to 1214 code for a protein of 350 amino acids. Lineage: Eukaryota; Metazoa; Chordata; Actinopteri; Perciformes; Percidae. The transcript has 2 exons. The record is from RefSeq and is a predicted model, not a curated record.